UAAUCAAUAGUUUCAAAGAAAGGCCGAAUCUGGAUAGUAAUUUUAAGUUCAAUGAGCGUAAAAUGAAAUAAACUCGAGAGUCAUAGUACCGUUCACCUAGCUAAAAACUUGAACCCGAGUUAUAUCACUAAUGAACUAGACAAAAUCAAAUAAACAAAUGUACGAAGAUGCGAACAAAGAAAUGUCGAUUGACUUCCUACAUUACAUGAACAGUAGGUUUAAACUCAGCAGGGAGAAUGAUAACAUGAGACGGAAAAUCUUCCUCAACUACAAAAACUCAGAUCAGAACAAACUCGCAACACGAAUGAUGAAGGAAAAGAAUUUCAGAAUUAGGAGAAAGGAAGCCAAGAUAAAACGGAAAAUUGAUAGACAGUUUCAGCCAGGCAAAACUAACCUUUACAAAGCUAUCCAGAAGAACCUUGAAGGGGGGAGAAGGAACCUCAAUGAUCACUUCAAGAGAUACCAAGAUGAGACCUCAUGGUUUGACUUUGAGAAGUUUUAUUGCUCUCUCAAAGCUAAAUAAUGUCAAACAUUCUCCAAACGAGAAAGAUGCUAAAAUUUUUCUGGAAACAGAUCAAUUCUCUAAAAGUUCAGAAGAAACUGAGAGUCUGAGAUCAAAACAGAAAACAGCGGGGUCCAAGGUCAAAUCUAAAAAAUCGACUACGAAAAUAUAAGGAAAAGUUCCACUAAGACUGGAAAGAGCUCUCUGAAAAGAAAAUCCACUAAGGCUCUCAGUAAGAAUACAAUUCCAGAGGUAAUCCCAGAGGUACAGGAGAAUAGCCCCAAAUCAAAGAAGAAUGAUGCUAAGAUGGCUGAAAGAACAAAGAUGACAAAAUAAGUUGUUGGCUAAAUCAAUUCUUAAGUUCAUAAACCCCAAAACUAUUAAAGCAAAGUCCUUCAAAAAGAAGAAAGAAAAUUUGCUUCAGAUCAAGAAGAAGGUGAAUUCAGGGUUUAAGCAGAAAUCUACUAAAACCCAUAAAUUCACAGUUGAUUCUCUAGGUAAUAAAUCUCCCAACUCAGGAGAGAUGUUGCCAAAGAUCAGCAAUGCAUCUCUAGAAAGCAGGGGUCUUGCUAGCGAAAGUGGGAAACAAAUUAUGCAUCAACGAAGUAAUUUCUCUAAUACUGCAAAAGAAAAAGUGAAUAAACCAAAAUCUAAAAUAAAAGUACAAAAGAGUAGUUUUUUGACAUCGCCCAGGGGAAAUUUCAGCUUUAGAAAGAGAAGUGCGACGAUCGCUCCCCAAUUUAUCAUGAAUAACUAGGUCUGAAAUGGAUUUUUCUUAUUAAAAUUUAUAACACAGCUUAUAAAAUUU
Messenger RNA from Moneuplotes crassus, 1310 nucleotides. Lineage: Eukaryota; Ciliophora; Spirotrichea; Euplotida; Euplotidae. The record is from the annotation of a GenBank genome assembly.